Messenger RNA from Phyllopteryx taeniolatus (common seadragon), 2368 nucleotides. Its product is annotated as cerebellar degeneration-related protein 2-like. The record is from RefSeq and is a predicted model, not a curated record. The transcript has 6 exons. Lineage: Eukaryota; Metazoa; Chordata; Actinopteri; Syngnathiformes; Syngnathidae. The coding region runs from base 176 to 1429 and encodes 417 amino acids.
UGUUAUCUGGUGAUGCUUGUGCGCGGGGACACCGGCCGUGGAGCAACGGCCAGCUUUUUGUUCCAAAUAUAAAAAAAUAUCAUAACAAAUAAAUCACCUUAAAUGCAGCGCUCGUCAUGUCAAUCCGGAGCAUUAUUUGACAGUAAAUCAAAUAUUUCUUGAAAUUGUUGCCGAGAUGUUGACGGACAUGAGCGUGGACGAGGAGUUCGAGCUGAAGGAGGAAGAGCCCUGGUACGAUAAGCAAGACCUGGAAAACGACCUUCAGCUGGCCGCCGAGCUGGGCAAGUCGCUGCUGGAGAGGAACCAUGAGCUGGAACAGGGCCUGCAGCAGAUGUACUCCGUCAAUCAGGAGCAGGUGCAGGAGAUCGAGUACUUGGGCAAGCAGGUGGAGCUCCUGCGUCAGGUGAACGACCAGCACGCCAAAGUGUACGAGCAGUUGGACGUGGCGUCGCGCGAGCUGGAGCAGAGCAACCACAAGCUGACUCAGGACAACCGCAGAGCCCAUCACAAGAUCCACGGGCUGACGGAAACGGUGGAAGUGCUGCAGACGCGCGUAGACGAGCUGCAGCGGCAAGUGGACGACAUGAAGCUGGGACCCUCGCAGGUGGCCCAGGGGGGCCGGCGGAGGUCGCGUGUCGCCCAGAGUCUGGAGGAACUGCAAAAGCUCAGGCAGUGUGACGGCGAGCCAGUGGAGUCGCACGACGGUGUGCAGCAGUGGCACGAGGAGCAGCGGGCUUCACUGCGCCGCUCGCUACGCAGCCUCCAGGCUCAGUACGCAGGCGAACGCGCACGGCGGGAGGAGGCCGAGCGGGAGGCGGGGCGACUGAGCGGGCACAACGCGGCGCUCGAGCAGCAGCUGGCUGGCAUGGACGCGUCCAGAGUGCGAGUGUCUGAGUUGGAGCGAGAGGUCGAGGAGCUUCGUCACAUCUGGAAGUCUCAAUCUUUCUCCCGGCUGGCCGUGGCGUACGCUCUCCCCGAGGAGGAGGAGCGCCACGGGAAAGCCGAGCCCGGCUGGUCGUCCCCCCGAAGCCGGCGGCCCCUCAAGCGAUGGGCCAGCGAGCACCUCCUGAAGGCCAAGCACGGCGGCGACGUCGCGGGCGAGCACGAAUGCUGGUGCGCCCGGCUUGCCGAGAAGGGGGAAUGCGGCGGCAUCUCGCUCCUCAACGAGGUGGACGCGCAGUACAGCGCCUUGCAGGUCAAAUAUGAGCAGCUACUAAGGCACCUCAGAUUACCGCAGCGUCCACAAGAAGAAGAAGAAAAAGAAGAAGAAGAAGUAGUCGAAGAGGAGGGGCUGAGCCACAAGGCCGCGGACUACAACGGCGGCUUCCACCAGCCCGAGUACAAGGAACUGUUCCGGGAGAUUUUCGCUCGCAUCCAGAAAACCAAAGAGGACCUGAUGGAGAACAGGGCCAGGCCCCCCUGCACUUGACUGAAGCAGGCGCUAGAAGGGGGGGGAGGGAGGAAGGAAAAAAUAAAAAAAAAAGCACCGCCUUCUUCUUAGUAACCUAUUUCUCGCACUGUUUUUCUCCAAUUUAUUGCGAUCACUACUACUAGGAUGUAUGACACACUAUUAACUCCAAUGGCAACCGCUUGCUAUAUAUAGCGGGCUGGGCAAUACGGCCUUGAGAUAAUAAAAAAAUAUAUAUGUUCUCUUUACAGAUAAUGUGAAAAUAAGUGCUGCCUUUAGGGAAAAAAAAUGUCCCUUGUAUGUAACCAUGAUCCUAAAUGAAUGAACAUUUUAAAUGUUCGCCAAUUUAAAUUGCAUGCCAACGGGUCCAUAUGUAGUUGUACAGUACAUGACGUCUGUGGGAAUAUUCAAGUGCAAAUGACUCCAUGAUUGCCUUCCACUGGCCUCCCUUCAUGUCAUCAGGACAAACAAUGUGAAAACGAUUCCUCCAGUUCAUUGCAAUAUCUACUGUGCACUAUUCCUUCCAAUGUGGACCUUUAAUUCUUACUAUUUCUAGCUUCUACAUCUUGAACGUAGCAACUCUGAAUGGGUCUUAGUGGAAAAAAGAGGAAAAAGGGAUGGUGCUUAACUUUAUGCAACACAUGUCCCUGAAGCGAUACUUGAUUAUUUCUGUAUGUUGGAUGACUGAUGGAAAGUUUUUGUCACUGUCAGGUUGUAUAGCAGCCUCACUCUGUUGUUAACCAAUUGUCUUGUUUCCUUUCCACAUACAGUAUGCUUCUUCUAAUACUUGUAGGAGUGACGCAAAUGGGUAAAUCUUGUUGGUGAUGAAUGAAAAACGCUAACUUAAUUAUUGCUGUUCUGAGCCAGAAUUCUUUUGUUUACAUUUCUUAGUAUGUCAAUUAAGUGUAUUUAUUGAAUCAGUGUCACAAUUAAAAAAAAAACUUUUUGUUUUAAAAUCCA